Neltuma alba is the source of this 2225-nucleotide messenger RNA. Its product is annotated as clathrin light chain 1-like. NCBI's taxonomy places the organism in Eukaryota, Viridiplantae, Streptophyta, Magnoliopsida, Fabales, Fabaceae. The record is from RefSeq and is a predicted model, not a curated record. Gene Ontology annotation, biological process: intracellular protein transport; clathrin-dependent endocytosis. The transcript is spliced from 3 exons. Gene Ontology annotation, cellular component: plasma membrane; clathrin coat of trans-Golgi network vesicle; clathrin coat of coated pit. Bases 794 to 1966 code for a protein of 390 amino acids. Gene Ontology annotation, molecular function: clathrin heavy chain binding; structural molecule activity.
UACAAUUUUUAUUUUCUUUUGGGCUAUUACUAUUUUCAUUAUUUGAAAUAGAGCAGCACAGUCCAUAGAAAUGGCAGGUGACUGUUUGCUUUUAAGUUUGCCUAUGAAAUAUUUCAGGAGAAUUUGACAGGUCCACCAACUGUUCAUCAACAUGUCAACGUUCCUUCAUCUUAAAGGCAGGCAUUUCUGUUGUUUCGUUUCUAUGGGAAGGAACUUGAACUAAAUUUCUCUGUUCAUGGGCCACAGAGGUUUGAUGAGCUAUGAGCAGCAACUACAUUUUGCUUCCAGAAAGAUGAAAUAUGGUGAUUAGUAACUUUCACAAGUUCACAAAAUGAAUCUGUGAGUUGGUGGUGCAGAGGCCAGGGUUCCUUUGAGACGACAGAUAUGCGAAGACUGAAUACUAGGUUGAUUAAUGAGAAGUAUACCUGAAAUUUAUAAAACAUAAUUGAGGGGUCUUCGAAGUAUUUAUUUUUGAGUCUUGGAGGUAUAAUAUUGUUAAGGACCUGUAAGAUUUCGUGUGGCUAAUUAUAUUUCCUGAUACUAUUCUUAGAGCAUAAACAGGCACAGAGAAUGUUGGGGGUAUGAGCAACGAACCAGUCCUCGUGGCGGUAUCUCACAAUGCGUAUAUAUAACCAAGUUUGAAUAUUCAAUUCUCUCCCACUCUCAUCGUCGUUCGUUCAAAGGCUGAGACUCUCGAUCCGAUCUCAACGUUAUCAGUUUCCGAGAAAAUCCUCACUUUCUCUCCCGACACAUCUAUAGGUCACUCAGAAAAGAGAGAUUUUGAAUUUCAGAAAUGGCGUCCUUCGACUCAUUUGGUAACGACGGAGACGAUCACCCACAUCAAUCGCCGCCGGUGCAACCCUUCGACGAUGAUGGCUAUUCGGGCCUCGACCCGGGCCUCUCUUCUCAGCGUUACGAAUCCACAUAUGCUGCUUCUGACGUCUUCAGCGAACCCCCACCUGCGAGCGAGUAUGGCCCUUCCUCCGACCUCCACGGCCACCUCAGCAUGGAUGAUGUCAACUAUGGUGAGAACGUACAUUCUGCAGAUGCAGGCGGAUUCGGGAUUUCGACGCCCAACCAGGAUUAUGCGUCGCCGUUUGAACCGUCCGGGCUUGAGACGAAUGGUCGUGGAAAUGCAUACGAAAAUGGCAGCGAUAAAAUCUUCACUUCCGAUGGUCCUUUACUUCCAGACCCGAGCCAAAUGCAGGACGAAGGUUUUGCAAGACGCGAAUGGCGACGACAAAAUGCAAUACAUCUUGAGGAAAAGGAGAAAAGAGAAAAAGAAAUGCGGAAUCAGAUUAUUAAAGAAGCUGAGGAAUAUAAGCAAUCUUUCUAUGAGAAGAGGAGACUCAAUUGUGAGACAAACAAAGCCAACAACAGGGAAAAAGAGAAGGUAGAAUUAGUAAAGUUGAUUCCCGAUUCCCUCUUCUGCACUGCUUUAUCUGUGCAGUUAUACUUGGCUAACCAAGAGAAAUUUCACAAAGAAGCUCACAAACAUUACUGGAAAGCAAUAGCAGAAAUCAUUCCUCGUGAGGUCCCCAAUAUUGAGAAGAGAAGAGGUAAAAAAGAAUCUGAGAGCAAUAAGCCUUCCGUUGUCGUGAUUCAGGGUCCAAAGCCUGGGAAACCUACUGAUCUUUCAAGAAUGCGCCAAAUGAUUUCCAAGCUUAAACAGAACCCUCCUCCUCACAUGAUGCCACCCAAAGAAGGCAAGGAUGGUAAAGAUGCAAAAGAUGCCAAAGAAGGUAAGGAUGAUAAAGCAGUCAAAGAUGGGAAUGAUAAAAAAGAAGCAAAGCAAGGUAAAAGCUCUACGCCAACUGCAUCUGGGGCUGCUGUAGAAACUAAACCUGCUUCUCCCGCCAAAGGUGGGGCUGCUAAUGGUGCCACUAAUGUGCUUAAACCAGAUGUUGCUGCUGUAGUUGAGGGUGAGCAAACCAUCGUGGGUUCUGAACCAGAAGCUGCUCAGUGACGAAGCAACUAUAUUUUUGUUAGUAAUUCUUGUUUUUAACAAGCACAUAUAUAUAUACUUUCUAAUUUUCUAAAUUCCGUGCUGAUGUUAAUGGAGAAUAAGCAGAUAGCCAUUUGCAUAUUCUUCAGGCUUUGCAGCAUGGCCUGCAAAGCUUAAUUCCAAUCUGUGGUCGGAGAUUCAUAGGCUUUAGACGCAAUUUUGUUUUCGCUGUCUUUUUUCUUUGACAUUUAUAAUCAAAGCGAUCUUUCUCUUCACUUUC